GUAAUUACGCUCACAGACUGUCCCAAAAUAACACAGAGAAGAAACGACACCUAGAAAAGUUCAAGAGUCGAYUCAAAGACUGUGUAGAGAAUAUUUUUUGUGCUUUGAAAGGGUCUUUAUCAGGCGAGAAUCCACAGCAAGCCCGCAGGCUUCCACAACAUGGAUGGCGGUGAGCCCGGCGAUGGGUUUGAUCCAUGUGAAUGUGUUUACACUUACGAAGGAGCGAUGAGGAGACUAAUCUCACUACUAAGAUCCUCUCAGAGCUACUGCACUGAUAACCAAUGCCUCCAAGAACUCCCAGGACCACAACAGGGAAACUCGACAGGACCAGAAGGAAAUAGUACAACAUUGUUUUUAAUCAUGGCUUGGAUUGCAAUCGCAUUUAUUCUCUUUCUUUUAAGGCCUCAAAGAUUAAGACAAGGAGGUGACAAACCCACAAGUCGUGAAGGACCAAGUCAAGAUCCACCUGCACCUGGUGUUCUCUAAGAAUAUUCUUAUUUAUUAAUUCCAACAAUAAGUUAAGGUGAAAAACGUUUCAUAAAACCUAAAAUAGUUAUAUAAAAAGUAGAAGUAUUAAGGCAAUAUAGCACUGCAGUAUUUUUCUUUUUUCGUAAAAACUGCUCAACAUCAGUGUGACUUUAACUAUCAGUUUAACUAUUAUGAUCUGUCAAUGCUAGGCAUCGCUUUAUAGUAUUAAAUUAUUACACUUAUUUCAGUCUUGGCUUAUGGCAUGAAAAUGUCAGAUAGUACUUUCCUCAGAAUAUGUYUUUUUAAAAAUGGUCAACCAAAUAAUAUAAUUUUGAACAGAAUAGUGCAGGCAAAAUAACAUGSACUGUUUGAUAUAAUUUAGUACAUGUACACAGUUUACAUUAAAAUGAAAAUGAAUUGCAYGAUAAAAGAUUAUAGAUAUCAUGAAAUAUUGUUGAAGUAAGCAGUGAAAUACUCUAUGUGUGCAUAAUUUGCUUUUCCAAUGGAAAGUGCACUUUCUUUUGUAAAUUAGAUGCUUUGAAUAUUAACUAAACACACAUUUAACACUAUAAAACUGCUGUCAAUCAUUUAAACAGCUUUGGCCAUAACUGACAUUUUCUUUGAAAAUUUUGUGGGCUGGUUGCUUAGCAACGGURCCAAUUUUCACUUAUAAUGAUAAUGUGUCCAAUCUGGAUUUUUUAUUGCAAAUAUAUAUGUUUUUGCAAUCUGUAUUACUUGCGUCACGGCGGGCCAUUUUGUGGUUCAUUGACGAAGGAUUACCUACUGUAUUGUCUAGACCACGAGCAUUGCCUCUUUUCUUUUGACUUUUCUCAAAACAUCAACUGAUGUGAGCAGAAUUUUUCACAAGAUGCAUGGCAUCACUUUCAAUUCUUUUUUCCUCGACCGUGAAAUGCUUUCAGACAAAUACUGUGGGACAAACGGGGAUAGAAUUUUUACCAACACAUGCGAUCGCCAUCUUGUCUUUCAUAAUUCUUUUAAUGUAUAUAGUUAAGACAGAUUUGUUUUUUUUUAAACAGAUCUAAUAGAGAAGUACAUUUUGAUGUUAGCACGGAAAGUAGUUGCUUUUUCAAAACAUUAAAUUAUUUCAUUCAAAUAAGAUCUAUAUAUUCAUGUGAGAACUUGUACACAUUGGAGGUAUUCAUAAUUCGACAAGAUGGCGACCAUUUUSGUAAAGUAUUAAUUGUAUAGUUCGCAGAUAUGUUAUAUAAUAAUCAUUUWUUUGAUAAGCAGUGGGUUUAUCCAGUGCUUAAUAAUUGUAAAUAGAUGUCGCAAUACUGUAAAAUUUCUUCCCAAAAACGGUGAUUAAAACUUCACAAAUUUUGUUCAA
Molecule: messenger RNA, 1816 nt
Organism: Exaiptasia diaphana
Lineage: Eukaryota; Metazoa; Cnidaria; Anthozoa; Actiniaria; Aiptasiidae
Product: small integral membrane protein 14
Exons: 6
Coding region: 160-486 (108 amino acids)
Cellular component (GO): endoplasmic reticulum
Source: RefSeq, a predicted model, not a curated record